GACUUCGACUUAUCUCGUUCAUCACACUGCAUAGAGAUGAUAUCGUCGUAGCAGGUCGUUCAUUUGGACCAAAUAAAGUGCACGGGCUCGAUGGGAUAAUGUUGUUGUGUGUAUGCAGUAUGUAAAUAAUCCAGGGGAGCAUGGUGGAGGAGCCAAGCGCACGGGAUGAAAUAAGACAUGAGAUUCGAGGACUAAUUACGGUUUGAUCACAUUUGUGUGGUCUUCAGAUCAUCUCUCCAAAGUCAAGAUCAGUGACCUCUGGAUAGCUUUCAAAAAGCUUGUAUGCAGUCAGGGAUCAGCCUGUCAACUCGUCACGAAAAGGACAAAAUUUUAAAGACGUUUCAACAAACACCAAGAGCAUAUAUCCCCCUCUGGCUAAACCAUACAUAUUUGCAAUUGACUUUUUACUUAGCUAGAGAAAGUGAUUAAUAAGACCUUCAAGUCAUGGCGUCUAUAUCACCAAAAGGAGAAUCUUUUAAGUCUCGACUGCUUUUCCAAUGGUGUGAGAGAGCUUAUGGCGAGAGUGAGCGAAGGUCAGGACAACUAGUAGAGCAGGAGUUGUUUGAUCUUCCUUCUGAUCUCAAAGCGGUGAAAUGGAGACGGCGUCUGGAAGCUUCUUGGAAAACAGUGCUCGAAAGUCAAAGAGCACAAUAUACAUCUGUAGAUCCAGGACCAGAUGAUGAGCUGAUAACGGAAAAUUCCUCAGAGGAGCAGAAAGAGGACACACACGGUAUCAGAUGGCUAUUUUCAAGUGUCUUGUUUAGAACUGUAUGGCGUGUUUAUAAGGGACUAUUCUUCCAAGUGCUGACUUUCCUGAUAUUAGGACGCAUUUGUGCGAUGAUUGCAAAACCAUUUUUGAUGACUCAGUUGAUCCAGUUUCUGAGUGAAGGUUCUCCUUUCGCCCUGAGCUCCGGAAUUCCCAUUUUUCUUUUGAUGAUGAUGUUUCUCUUUCUGUCUUCGCUUGCUCAGGAGUGGAGCUUUUACGUCACAAGUAUGGCUGAAAUAGCCAUAGGGUCCGGAGUAGGGAACAUGGUGUUCGCCAAGGUGUUAAGACUUUCUAGUGCAGAGAGGCGAAAAUUUACUAUUGGAGAAAUAAACAAUAUCCUGACAUCGACUGUCCCGAAAAUGGCAAACAACUUGAGCGCAACAGCAUAUGCAUUCACUAGUGUUUUCAACCUCUUGGGGAACUGUAUUUUCCUCUAUGUAUAUGCUGGUUGGUUUUCUGUAUUAGUCAUUGGCCUCAUGGGAGUGUCUGUGUGGGUCUCGGGGUCGGUAGAGAAAAAACAAGAGCAAGUUUCCCUUGAAAAGUCUGAGGCCCAGAACCGCAAGAUGACGUUACUCACCCAAAUGUUUCGUGGAAUAAGAGUGAUCAAAUUGCACGCAUGGGAAAAGGUGUUUGGUCGACGUUUGGAAGCAGCUGUGGACGAAGAGUUAAAGCUGGGAAGGCGAGAGAUUUUGUUGUACCUUGUAUCGGCUGUGAUGUGGGAUAUUGUGCCCAUGCUGGCUAUAGCGCUCUUGCUUCUCUGCCACUUGCAAAUUGGGGAUGUGACUACGUUUCUGCGUCCAGACUCGAUCUUUGGCGUUGUUGUCGUCAUAAACGACAUGAGGUUUUUCCUGGGCGAGAUGACUCUUCUCUAUAGCUUGCUCUACCUUGUCAAGAACUCUGUUCGAAAAAUAGAGCCGUUGUUAUUGGCUACAGAAAUUCACCUGGAAGAGGGUUUGAUCUCUCUUCAAAGCAAUGAACCUGUUGCGGACACGACUGCCCCUGAUGAAAAUUCAGGUGGAACUUGUAGUGAAAAUGUACAGGACUGUGCAUUGUCCUGUAUACAGGAAUUUGACUUUGAACACAGGUAUAAUGAAGCAGCAAUUAUUCCAAAGAAAGCUCUACAAUUCAAAGAUCGAACAGUAAUUUAUCCUCAUACUGACCCGAUUUCUAUGUCUAACGCUACUUUCAUUUGGGACAAACGCAAAAGAAUUGACUUUUCCCUUAGAGAUUUUACCGUGAACAUUCGUCGUGGAAGGUUUGUAGCGGUUGUAGGCAAAGUGGCCAGUGGAAAGUCAUCCUUUUUGGCUGCGAUUCUCGGAGAAAUGGAAAGAGUUUCUGGAGUAGUACGGACUACGGGUACGAUCGCCUAUGUCCCUCAAGAGGCGUGGCUAAUGAACGAUAGCAUCCGUGCCAACAUUCUGUUUGGGCAAACUCUUGAUCCGCCACGAUACAAGCGAGUACUCGAAGUCUGCGCGCUAGACAAAGAUUUGACCCAGUUCCCCUCUUUCGACGACACAUUGCUAGGUGAGAAAGGAGUUAACAUCAGUGGUGGACAGAAGCAGAGGAUCUCUCUAGCCCGUGCAGCAUACAGUGGGGCUGACCUCAUUCUCUUAGACGACCCCCUCAGUGCAGUUGACGCGGAAGUUGGUGAGCACAUUUUCAAAAGUCUCCUCGGUCCUUCUGGACUUCUCAGUGACACGACUCGAGUCAUGGUGACUCAUGGUGUUCAGUGGCUCAGAGGAGUUGACUCCGUGUUGCUUCUUCAGCUGGCCCCUGAUGGCACAGCUAACAUAAAAGAGCUCCCAGGUGGCGCUGCUAGCAUUGACGGGUUCCAUACAAAUGAGGUCUGUGAAGACGACAGGGAGCAGCAGCAACAACAACUGAAAAUGACAAUCUAUGGAGACUUUGACGCCAGAGGUUAUACUUGGUUGGAAAAUGAAGAUUCUUUAAAGAAACCCAUUGAGGAAAUCUCCAGAAACGAAAAUACGGAUGACGAUGCAGAGCUGCUGUCAAUUUCAAGCCUCGAGUGUCUUUUCGCCUAUCUGAAGUUUUUCGGAAAAGGCUCAGGUUUAGCUUUGGUUUUGCUUAGGUUAGUGUGUGCUGCUAUAUUUGCACUUCCAGGUUUGUCUUUGCAGGCGUGGUCAGAUGAUUUGAACGGUACUGAAGUGACACAUUGCAAAAUAGCACAGCAUCAGAAGAAUGCCGGCUCCUCAAACUGUAGUGCUGCCGACGAGUUAAAAUAUAGUGUAGAGAAUGAGUCUGAUGUUCGUGUGUGGAACAUAAGCCUCUACUACUUGUCUGUCUUUUUGUCAGGAACUGGCGCACUGUUCCUUGUCCUAGUCGCAUACCAACUGUUAUUGGCUCAUAGCGUGUUUCACUGCACGAGGAAAAUGUCACAGUGUUUGCAGUGGUCAGUGUUCAGAUCCCCUUUGGCAUUCUUUGAAACUAACUCUAUCGGGAAAAUUGCUCUCCGUUUCGGCCAUGAUGUGAAUGAGAUCGGCCACGAUGUUCCUGUGAAAAUAGAAUACGUCACCGUUGGGUUUUUAAAUGUAGCAAUCAGUUUAUCUGUUGUGUGCUUUGCAUGCUCUGAAACUUCCCUUCUACUCCUUCUUUUUAUUCCUUUCAUGUAUCAAACCAUAAAGAAAUACAUAAAUGUGACCGGUUCGGUUCAAAAUCUAAUUAAAAAGUAUGAAGACUUCCAGUACAGUAAAGCAUUUGAGGCAGUGGAGGGAUCAGAAGUCAUCAGAGCAUUCGGACACACCGACAGGUUUAUUGCUUCUUAUGAACAGGCGACAGACAAAUGCAACAAAAUUCAUUUCAACAGAAACGCACAAAGUCGAUGGAUGAGCUCUCGGCUUCUUCUCAGCAGCAGCGUGUUCACCGCUCUAUGCGCUUUGGUAACGGCCUUGUGCGCGCCAGAGAGCACUCUGGGCUCCACAGUUGGACUUGUCAUAACCUAUGCUCUGGAGGUUGGUCAUAACGCUUUCUUUUUCGGGCUUCUCUUGAAUUCAGCUGCCAAAAGUCUUACAUCUAUAGCGAGAUUGACGAAAUAUUUAUCUCUUCCAAGCGAGGCGGCGUGGAAAAUAGAAGAUGAGGGAGGCCCGUCGAAAUGGCCUACCCACGGGAAAGUUGUCUACAGAAAUCUGUGUGUGGCGUACGGGGUUCAUAACUCUGCUAAGAGCGAUGAUAACUGGGAUUGUAACGAUAUGAAUAUGGUUCUGAAAGAUGUGUCUUUUACCGUAAUGCCAGGUGAGAAGAUUGGAGUUGUUGGGAGGACUGGAGCCGGGAAAACUACCCUCCUUCUGUCAUUGUUUCGUUUGGUAGAGGCACGAAGUGGGUCUGUGUACAUCGAUGACAUCGAUAUUAGCACACUCGGCUUACACGAGUUGAGGUCAAAGGUAGCGAUCAUCCCUCAAGACCCCGUUCUCUUCACAGGGACACUUCGAUCCAAUCUAGAUCCUGAAGGAUGCUCGAGCGAUGAUGACAUCUGGACAUGUUUACAACAUGUGGGUAUGGAGAAGUCCGUCAGCUCUUUACCUGGUGGUUUAGAUUUUGAGUGUUCAGAAGGCGGAGCCGGGAUGAGCCUCGGCCAAAGGCAACUUUUGUGCAUGGCUCGGACGUUGAUGAGAAAGUGUCGGAUUCUUGUUCUCGACGAGGCCACGUCCUCUGUUGAUUGUGACACUGAUCGUCUGCUACAGAGUACUUUACGUCACGAGUUCUCGAGCUGUACUGUGUUCACGAUUGCGCACAGAAUCGAUACUGUCUUAGACUAUGAUCGGAUCUUGGUGCUGGACUCCGGUAAGAUCGUAGAGUUUGACUCUCCUGCUCAACUGUGUAACAACCCGGGGAGUUUCUUAAGAAAGCUCAGAGAACAAAGUACAGGUUGAGUAGUCUCUGACACAGUAUUAUAAUAUAUGUACUCUGUUUAUAUUCACUGCCUCUCCUGCCCUUCUAAUGUUCAUGCUCCAUUUUACUUCUAUGGACUUACUUUUCAUACACAUGUAUACAAAAUUGUUAUUUAUAAUAUAAAAGAGGGGGAGGGAGGGGGAGUGCAAAAAUAGGUAUACGGUUAUGAAAAAGGAAACGCGAACAUUACUCAUGGCAUUUAUCUCCCAAAACAAAUGAAAAUUGUAUAUUUCAUAUAAGAACAAGCAUACCGUCAAUCCUGCAGGUACUCAAACUGUUGACCAAUUGUAUUCACUCACUCUUCUGUUAGCUUUAAUGAAGUAAGUAUUAAAACAAAGGUUUUAUACUUACUGUAUAUUUGAGUUUACACUCUCUGUAUAUUUAUUUUGUGCGAUCAUCAUCAUCAUCAUCAUCAUCAUCAUCAUCAUCAUCAUCAU
Messenger RNA from Aplysia californica (California sea hare), 5109 nucleotides. RefSeq names its product canalicular multispecific organic anion transporter 1. Gene Ontology annotation, molecular function: ATP binding; ATP hydrolysis activity; ABC-type transporter activity. Gene Ontology annotation, biological process: transmembrane transport. Gene Ontology annotation, cellular component: membrane. The coding region runs from base 445 to 4653 and encodes 1402 amino acids. The record is from RefSeq and is a predicted model, not a curated record. The transcript is spliced from 2 exons. NCBI's taxonomy places the organism in Eukaryota, Metazoa, Mollusca, Gastropoda, Aplysiida, Aplysiidae.